Molecule: messenger RNA, 1062 nt
Organism: Cylindrotheca closterium
Lineage: Eukaryota; Bacillariophyta; Bacillariophyceae; Bacillariales; Bacillariaceae
Source: the annotation of a GenBank genome assembly
AUGGCAAAGCUAUCAGUCGAUGAUCGAGAAAAGGUGUACAAUGACGUCCAUGGGAUACCAGACGACUGUGUAGAGGAAACCCCAGAACUUAUUCACAACAGUUUGUGGGGAUUGCAACACGAGAUCGAUAUUCUACCUGACAAGAAAGCGUAUAACAUUGCGGAACGACUAAAUCCAAAAUAUACCCAGGAUAGAGACUUUCGACUUGCGUUUCUUCGAUGCGAGAAGUUUGAUUGUCAAAAAGCAGCGCUUCGAUUUGUCCGUCACUUUCAAAUGAAAUUGGCCUUGUUUGGUCAGGAUAAGCUUGUAAGAGACAUUACUCAAGAUGAUUUAGAUAUGGAUGAAAUGGAAAUUCUCCACCUUUCAAAUGGAAGAUUCUUGGACGCGUAUGAUAGGAGCGGGAGAGUCAUCGCUAUUGUUGUUAUGGUGAAGAAAACGUACAAGACGGACUCGUGUCUUCGUAAGGGCUUUUAUAACACGAUGGCAGCAUACCGUGACACAGAGAUACAACGACGUGGCCUUGUAAAUGUCACUAUCCAGUUUGGAACUGAAAUCCAGGGAACGAGUUCAGAUAAUCCUGAUCUUGUCUGGAAGUUGCCAAAGCAAAUUGAAGCAUUUCCCUUGUGGGUCUCGGCUAUCCAUCUAUGCUACACUAAGGAAGCAUGGGAAGCUCACAAUGCAAUCGUAAAGACUGCACUCAACAAGCAGAGCCGAGUUAGAUGUCGUGUACAUUGUUGUGGCACGAUCCUCGAAUGUUUAGAAGAAUUACGUGGAUAUGGAAUCGACCCAUCUUCCCUACCCGUGAACAACAAAGGCGAGAUUACUGAUCGUAUCAAAGAUCAUAAGAGACUGGAGCAACAACGGCGGCAGGAGCGCUUGAGAUAUCCUACUCCAACCGCGAUUGCUGUUCCAUUUUGCGAGGACGUUUUGUUGGGCAAGGGCACCCCAUUUCAGAUCCACCGUGGCAACAAAAAGCUGCAACAGUUUGUAGCAGAUCGGUACAAAGAAGUACGAAAGGGCGCAAAAAGGGGCAAAGAAAACUGUUGCUCAAGAAAUCAUUGA